This is a messenger RNA of Lithohypha guttulata, 909 nucleotides long. RefSeq lists its product as uncharacterized. Lineage: Eukaryota; Fungi; Ascomycota; Eurotiomycetes; Chaetothyriales; Trichomeriaceae. The transcript has 3 exons. The record is from RefSeq and is a predicted model, not a curated record. The coding region runs from base 1 to 909 and encodes 302 amino acids.
AUGGCCAUUGUUGCAGUUGCAGGAGGAAGCGGCAAGCUCGGUCGUGCUAUUGUCGAUGGCAUCAAGGCCGCUGGCAACUUCGAAGUCCUCGUUCUCGCACGCAAGGCAAGUGCUCGAAUUGUCGAAACGGACUAUAGCAGCCCUGAUGCUAUUGCGGCUGUCCUCGAAAAAAACAACGUCCAUGUUGUCGUGUCGGCUUUGAGUAGCCAGUCUCCGCCUGAGCAAGAAUUCAAUCUGCUCAAGGGAGCGGACAAGUCAUCGGUGACCAAGAGAUAUAUCCCAAGUAUUUGGGGCAUCCGUUACACUGAAGAGAUUGCUUCGUACUUCCCUCCUGCUGCCACCAAGCUGAGUUUUCUCAGUGCGUUGCAAGCUACCUCGCUCGAUUGGACGGCUGUGUACAAUGGAUAUUUCCUCGAUUACUAUGGUGCACCCAAAGUGAAGACGUACAUGCCCCCUAUGGCGCUUGUUGUUGAUUUGGCCAACAACUUCGCAGCGAUCCCCGGCUCCGGAGACGUGCCAGUUGUCUUCACGCACACCUUUGAUGUUGGCCACUUUACGGCUGCCCUACUGACCAAGGAUAAAUGGGAGAAAGAGUCAUACAUUAUUGGCGAUAAAGUAACAUUGAACGAAUUCGUCAAACUUGGAGAGGAGGUUAAGAAGACCAAGUUCACCAUUGAGCACGAUCCGAUUGAGAAGUUGAAGACUGGUCAGAUCACGGAACUACCAUCGCACCCUCCUUUCUACCCAUACUUUCCCAAACAGAUGCUUCAAGGAAUGUUUGCGGCUUUUGGCAACAUGUUCGAGAAUGGAGUCUUCGAUCUGAAACCUAGUCACACCUUGAACCAGGACUUCCCUGAAAUAAAGCCCAAGACUGUCAAAGCUCUGAUCACUGAGGCCUAUGGAGCGUAA